Molecule: messenger RNA, 1487 nt
Organism: Morone saxatilis (striped sea-bass)
Lineage: Eukaryota; Metazoa; Chordata; Actinopteri; Moronidae
Gene: smndc1
Product: survival motor neuron domain containing 1
Exons: 6
Coding region: 160-876 (238 amino acids)
Biological process (GO): regulation of alternative mRNA splicing, via spliceosome; mRNA processing
Cellular component (GO): cytoplasm; nucleus; precatalytic spliceosome
Molecular function (GO): RNA binding
Source: RefSeq, a predicted model, not a curated record
AAAGUGUGUCAGGGGCUUCCGGUUGUCUAUUUGUGUACGGGGGGAAGGAGAACGAGGAGAGUACUGUUGUUCUUUAAGCAGGCGGUUUUUUUGGGGCAAACUACCGAGUUAAGAUUUGAAUGCUUGUAUUAUUUAUCUGUCAACAGCAUUUAUACCGAGAUGUCGGACGAUUUGGUGAAACAGUUAAACAGCUACAAAGCCCAGCUACAGCAAGUAGAAGUUGCCCUAUCUACCGAUCAAGACAAUGAAGACCUCCUUAAACUCCAGAAAGACUUGCAGGAAGUCAUUGAUUUGACGAAAGACCUCCUGACCUCCCAGCCCGCUGACAGUGCGUCCACUACCAAUGGCUCGGACACAGCCCCCCCGAAGCUCGGCUGGAAAGUGGGGGACAGGUGUAUGGCUGUGUGGAAUCAGGAUGGACAGGUGUAUGAGGCUGAGAUUGAGGAGUUAGACCGAGAGAAUGGCACUGCAGCUGUCACUUUCUCCGGAUACGGGAACGCUGAAGUGAUUCCUCUGCAGAACCUCAAACCGGCAGAGGAGGGGAAACGUUCUGAUGAGGACGGGAAUGGAAAGCCAAAAUCAAGGAAAGAGCAGAUAGCGGAGCAGCGAGAGUAUAAGAAGAAGAAAGCCCAGAAGAAGGUUCUGAGGAUGAAGGAAUUGGAGCAAGAGAGGGAGGAGCAAAAGUCAAAGUGGCAACAGUUCAACAACAAAGCCUACUCAAAGAACAAGAAAGGACAGGUAAAGAGGAGCAUAUUCGCAUCUCCAGAAAGCGUAAACGGGAAGGUGGGAGUGGGAACAUGCGGUAUUGCGGACAAACCUAUGACUCAGUAUCAUGACACGUCAAAAUACAACGUCAGACAUCUAAUGCCACAGUGACUUGAUAUAUUGUGUAUAUAAUAAUCCACUGUACACUAGCUGUAUCGGUGCUUUCCAUUGUGUUUAUACAUGAUUUAAGUUUCUAAAGUAAAGAAAGCUUUGAAAGGAAUUGCUUGCACACCAUUGUCUGAUAUAUUGAUGUAGUUUUCUUAUAUAUUAUGUAGGUACAACAACAAAAAAAAUCGAAAUGGAAGGGAUUUUCCCUGCACUGGAUCAAGGUCACCUGUUAUGUAAGAAUAAUAAGUGGUGUUGUAGAAAAGCUGUAGAGUUUGCUGUUUGUGUCCAGGUUCCACUGAGGCCAAAUACCUGCUAAGAUGUGUACAAAAUGACACCUGUACACUUUGUGUGUAAAUUUGAAUCUUGAUCCUAAACGCCGAUCCAUUGUGGGGAGUCCGAACGUUUAUAAUGGUGUUUUAUUUGAGAUGGUUGAAUUUUACAUUUUAAUUUCUGUGUAUAUAACAGUGAAAUAAACAUGGUUUUGUUUUCAGUUUUUUAAAUACCUGCUUCCACCUCAUUUUGACAGUUUUUACAUUAUAUUUUCAUUGUGGCUCUGUCCUGUAGGUGGCAGUAAAGACUUGUACAAUUUAAUAUUAAAUCCAUUUCAUGAGCAA